Molecule: messenger RNA, 1491 nt
Organism: Tarenaya hassleriana
Lineage: Eukaryota; Viridiplantae; Streptophyta; Magnoliopsida; Brassicales; Cleomaceae
Product: protein REVEILLE 6-like
Exons: 8
Coding region: 33-1106 (357 amino acids)
Molecular function (GO): DNA binding
Source: RefSeq, a predicted model, not a curated record
AUACAUACCUGUAUGUAUAGAUAUAUACAUAUAUGUGCCCGAAGCCACGUUUCGAGUUCUUUGUUUGUCAGAGGCUGAAAUUGAAAACAAAUCGACCAAAACCCGAAGAUCCUUUGAUUCUUGUGGCGGAAUUCAUGGUUUCUCGAAAUGCGAACCUUGGAGGCGGCUUCUACUUGGAUCCCACCGGCAUGACCUUGCCCGGCCUAGGCCCUUUCUCCGGCGCCGCCGCAACUACCACCUCCUCCGGUGUGGCCGCGGCGACUGCGAUGGUUUCCUCCUCAUCGGAGGAGGAUCCAGGCAAGAAGGUCAGGAAGCCCUACACCAUCACCAAGUCCCGAGAGAGCUGGACCGAGCCCGAGCACGACAAGUUUCUCGAAGCUCUUCAGUUGUUUGACAGAGACUGGAAGAAGAUUGAAGCUUUUAUUGGGACAAAGACAGUGAUACAGAUAAGAAGUCAUGCUCAGAAGUACUUUCUUAAGGCACAGAAGAGUGGAGGGGGUGAACAUCUCCCUCCCCCUAGACCUAAGAGGAAAGCUGCUCAUCCAUACCCACAGAAGGCUCCCAAAAACGCACAGCCUCAGGUUUUGGGGUCCUUCAAAUCAAGUGAACCGGGACAUUUGUUUAGGCCCGAGUCUUCUUCGAUGCCGAUGAAUUCUGCAAAUGCUGCCGGUGUACCUGUGUGGACUAAUACUGUGCAAACGAUUAGCUUUUCACCUAUCCCAAAAGCAGGACCAGGAGCAACUAACAACUGUUCUAGCAGCUCUGAAAAUGCUCCAAGGACGCGACCCAGAGGAGACACUAGUGAACAAGGCAGCCAUGGCCAUUCAUUAAGAGUUUUACCAGACUUUGCCCAAGUAUACAACUUCAUUGGCAGUGUUUUCGACCCAUAUGCUACUGAUCACCGGCAGAAGCUGAAAAAGAUGGACCCCAUAGAUGUGGAAACGGUGAUGCUGCUAAUGAGAAAUCUAGCCAUCAAUCUCGCUAGCCCCGAUUUUGAGGAUCAUAGACGGCUGCUUCCGUGCUACGAUAUUGGAUCCGAUACAACGGAUCACGGGGGUGGAGCAAGUAAAACAUUGAACAAAGAAAAACCCGAGAUCUCAACUUAAUUUUGCGAGAGAAUGAUCGAUGAUCCCUAUCUCAUUCAUCGGCUUUUAUCCUCUGUUGCGUCUCCUACUAUGUCGUGUCGGAACUCGUGGGUAAGACAUGGACGAACAGACACACCAGGUGGAAGGAAGGAAACAUUAAGAGGGACAAGGUACGAUAUUUACAUCUUCCAGUUGAUGGAAUGGCCAUGAAUGCUGUUUUAUGCAGCACUUUGCGUGCUUUUUUGUUGUACAUAGGAAAACAGUCUACAACUUGGGCGGUCGGGGGCUUCCUAUAUAUAUAUCAUAUAUUUUUGUAUAUGGAUAUAAGAUAUAUGUACAGUGCGUUUCAUAUACCUCUGGCCCUGGGGAUGGUUAAUAAUAGAUUUCAAAUCUAUUUAAUGUUCAA